Naegleria gruberi is the source of this 984-nucleotide messenger RNA. RefSeq lists its product as uncharacterized. Gene Ontology annotation, cellular component: plasma membrane. The coding region runs from base 1 to 984 and encodes 327 amino acids. The record is from RefSeq and is a predicted model, not a curated record. The transcript has a single exon. Lineage: Eukaryota; Heterolobosea; Eutetramitea; Acrasida; Naegleriidae.
AUGUCGGGUAUUGUUGGUGGUGUUGUGAGAGGAUGUUUUGAUGGAACAGCCAAAGCUACAACUCAUCAUCAUACCGAAUGGAUUCACAAGAUUUUGUAUCUUUGUGGUCUGAUAGUGGCCGGAUUGUUUGCCUUCUCCUUGAAUUUAGCUCCUAAUAAUUUCAUGAAAAUUUCGAGUGCCUUCUCCUUGUUAUCAUCACCAUCAACUGUUGGACUCUAUUUAUUGGCUGGAUUGUUUGUUGGAUUUGGAACACAACUUGGUUCUGGUUGCACAUCUGGACACAUGAUUUGUGGUUUGGCUCGUUUGUCCAAGAGAAGUUUUGUGGCCACAAUGGUUUUCUGUGGUGUGACCAUGAUGAUGGUUUUGUUUGGUGGAAGUGCCGAUUAUGUUUCUAGAAAUAUUGUCAAUGUUGGAGUGGAUACAUCAUUAUUGCCAUUCGUUCAAUAUCCAACAACUUCACAUGCUUUGACUUUAUUGUCCUUGUUGGCUAUGAUUCUCUCUGCCUAUGCUUUGAUAAUUAUGAAUAUUUGGAAUUUAAGUGAACCAACCAAACAAAAAUUGGACUAUUAUCUUCCAUUUAUGCACGGAUUUGUAUUUGGACUUGGAUUGGCACUUAGUGGAAUGACUAAUCCAUUGAAAGUUCUUGGAUUCUUUGAUUUUGGUGGAAACAAUUAUGAUCCUUCACUUGUUUGUGUUGCUUUGGGAGCUAUUCUUCCAAACCUGUAUGUAUUCAACAUGUACGUUGUACCAAGUGCCUCUCGUUCUGAACUCACUUGUAUGGGUUGUAAGCAACAUAUCCCAACAUCUACUGUUGUUGAUUGGAAACUUGUUACUGGUGCAGCUCUCUUUGGUAUUGGUUGGGGACUUGUUGGUGUUUGUCCAGGUCCAUUUGUUACUAACCUAGGUGCAUUCAAUCCACUCUUCUUAUUCUAUGGAGUUGGCUUCAUUGGAGGACUCGCUUUGAAAGACAAGAUUAUUGGAUAA